CUCUCUUUCUCCCCGCUCGCGCUUGAUACUUAGUCCGCUCCAAACCCACCACCAGCUUUCUCUCUCCUCCUCAUGUUCGGUCGUCUCAGUCAACUCACCCGCCAACUAUCACGACCAGCGCUCAAUUCCUCAGCCUUCCAAUCAAUCCCUCCUGCAACCUCGGUCUCACCUCUGACUCGUGGACCGUCCUUCAAAAUGACAUCAUCCGUACUCCCCAAGAACAAGCGGACCAUUCACACAGCAGCAUGUCUGAUCAUUGGUGACGAGGUGCUCGGAGGAAAGACCAUCGACACUAACUCCGCAUUCUUCGCCAAAUACUGCUUCUCGCUGGGCAUCCAACUGAAACGGGUGGAAGUGAUCGCGGACGACGAGAGCGAGAUCAUCGAGGCGGUGCGGCGCAUGAGUGACCGAUACGAUUUCGUGGUAACGAGCGGCGGCAUCGGACCAACUCACGACGACAUAACCUACGCGUCCAUCGCAAAAGCCUUCUCACUGCCACUCAAACUGCACGAAGCGGCAUUCGAGCGGAUGAAGCGACUCUCGAAGCCGCACCCAAUGCAACCGAAGUUCGACUGGGAGACGCCGUCGCCAAGCCUGACAGCGAAGCUGCGGAUGGUGGAGCUGCCGCACGACGCGACGGUGGCGGAGGAGGAGCAGGCGGUGUUUGUGGCGGACGACAUGUGGGUGCCGAUCGCGAUUGUGAACGGCAACGUGCACAUCCUGCCGGGGGUGCCGCGGCUGUUCGAGCGGUUGCUGGAGCACCUCAAGCCGUCGCUGCUGCCGCGCCUGCUAAACCCCGAGGGCAAGGGCAUCUACCGCUACCUGUUCAGCACGCCGCUGGCCGAGAGCGACGUCGCGCCGUACCUGACCGAGCUGGCCGCGCGCGUCGCCGACCGUGGCGUCAAGGUCGGUAGCUACCCGCGCUGGGGCAACAAGCGCAACACCGUCACCCUCGUCGGUACGGAUAAGGCGCUGAUGGACGAGCUCAUCCCUGAGGUUGAGGCCAACGUCGACGGGAAGAAGGUCGUCCGCGAGGAUGAGCUCGAUCCGCCGUCUGAUGCUGAGGAGGAGGCGGCGGCGGCGGUGGCGGCGGCGCCGCAGGCCGUGAAGGCGAAAGCAAAGUAGAUUGCUGUCGCUGUUUCUCUUCUCUGCGCGUCUCGGUUUCCCUCCACCCCUUUUUCAGAUCUUCUUCACGGGCACACGAACUUUUACUUUACCCUUGUGCAUAGCUACAAGUGCUGGUCACAUAGACAAGACAAUUAAAUACUGCCG
Aspergillus homomorphus CBS 101889 is the source of this 1272-nucleotide messenger RNA. Its product is annotated as flavin adenine dinucleotide pyrophosphatase. Bases 73 to 1125 code for a protein of 350 amino acids. The transcript has 3 exons. NCBI's taxonomy places the organism in Eukaryota, Fungi, Ascomycota, Eurotiomycetes, Eurotiales, Aspergillaceae. The record is from RefSeq and is a predicted model, not a curated record.